GAACCCCCGCGCGAGUUUCCAAGGUACACGCAGGCGGGCUUGGCGAGACAGCGCAAAGAAUUGCGUUGUCGCCCUUGGCAGGAGCGUGCAACUUUCGCUUGCUCGCUCGGAGAAAAGCCAGCCAGGAGCAGUGGGAGGAGCCUCCCUCAGUAAAAAUGACGGCAGUCACCGUUAUCUAAACGCAAGUGAAGGCAAGGCAGAGAACCCGGAUGUUAUCAGGCUCACGUUUGACAACCUCGCCAGCUUCCAAGAGGGCGGUUUCGUUGUGUCAAUAGGUGAGAAGCCCACACGGAGGCGCGCAGGAGUCACUUCCGCCCGGUUCUCCUUCCCGCAGUCUGCAGCCGGGGUAAGAUGGCGGCGCUGAGGGCUCUGUGCAGCCUCCGGGGCGUAGCGGCCCAGGUGCUGCGGCCCGGGGCUGGGGUCCGACUGCCGAUUCAGCCCAGCAGAGGUGCUCGACAAUGGCAGCCAGAUGUGGAAUGGGCAGAGCAGUUUGGGGGAGCUGUCAUGUACCCAAGCAAGGAAACAGCCCACUGGAAGCCUCCACCUUGGAAUGAUGUGGACCCUCCAAAGGACACAAUGGUGUCGAACCUGACCCUGAACUUUGGGCCCCAACACCCAGCAGCCCAUGGAGUCCUGCGACUAGUGAUGGAAUUGAGUGGGGAGAUGGUGCGGAAGUGUGACCCUCACAUCGGGCUCCUGCACCGAGGCACUGAGAAGCUCAUUGAAUACAAGACCUAUCUGCAGGCCCUUCCAUACUUUGAUCGGCUAGACUACGUAUCCAUGAUGUGUAACGAACAGGCCUAUUCACUGGCUGUGGAGAAGUUGCUAAACAUCCAGCCUCCUCCCCGGGCACAGUGGAUCCGAGUGCUGUUUGGAGAAAUCACACGGCUUUUGAACCACAUCAUGUCUGUGACCACACAUGCCCUGGACAUUGGGGCCAUGACCCCUCUCUUCUGGAUGUUUGAAGAAAGGGAGAAGAUGUUUGAGUUCUACGAGAGAGUGUCUGGAGCUCGAAUGCAUGCUGCUUAUAUCCGGCCAGGAGGCGUGCACCAGGACCUACCCCUUGGGCUUAUGGAUGACAUUUAUGAAUUUUCUAAGAAAUUCUCUCUUCGUAUCGAUGAGUUAGAGGAGAUGCUGACCAACAAUAGGAUCUGGCGAAAUCGAACUGUCGACAUUGGGGUUAUAACAGCAGAAGACGCACUUAACUAUGGCUUUAGUGGAGUGAUGAUCCGGGGCUCAGGCAUCCAGUGGGACCUGCGGAAGACCCAGCCCUAUGACGUUUAUGACCAGGUCGAGUUUGAUGUUCCCAUUGGCUCUCGAGGGGACUGCUAUGAUAGGUACCUGUGCCGAGUGGAGGAGAUGCGCCAGUCCGUUCGAAUCAUCUCACAGUGUCUGAACAAGAUGCCUCCCGGGGAGAUCAAGGUUGAUGAUGCCAAAGUGUCUCCACCUAAGCGAGCAGAGAUGAAGACUUCCAUGGAGUCUCUGAUCCAUCACUUUAAGUUGUAUACUGAGGGCUACCAAGUUCCUCCGGGAGCCACGUAUACUGCCAUUGAGGCUCCUAAGGGAGAGUUUGGGCUGUACCUGGUGUCUGAUGGUAGCAGCCGCCCUUAUCGAUGCAAGAUCAAGGCUCCUGGUUUUGCCCACCUGGCUGGUUUGGACAAGAUGUCUAAGGGACACAUGUUGGCGGAUGUUGUUGCCAUCAUAGGUACCCAAGAUAUUGUGUUUGGAGAAGUAGAUCGAUGAGCAGACAAACAAACAGCAUUUGAUUUCUGCCUGUCAGCUUCUUCUGUGGAGCCUGUCCCUCACUGGAUAUGGGGCUGUGUGUGUGUGCAUGUGUGUGUGUGUACAUGUAUAUGUACACUUAGCUGUUGAGCUUUCUGUGCAUGUACUACAAAAGGAGAAAUUACAAUAAAUUAGCUGCCUUGCGGCCCCUCGGCC
Molecule: messenger RNA, 1938 nt
Organism: Propithecus coquereli (Coquerel's sifaka)
Lineage: Eukaryota; Metazoa; Chordata; Mammalia; Primates; Indriidae
Gene: NDUFS2
Product: NADH dehydrogenase (ubiquinone) Fe-S protein 2, 49kDa (NADH-coenzyme Q reductase)
Exons: 14
Coding region: 352-1743 (463 amino acids)
Biological process (GO): mitochondrial electron transport, NADH to ubiquinone
Molecular function (GO): NADH dehydrogenase (ubiquinone) activity; NAD binding; quinone binding
Source: RefSeq, a predicted model, not a curated record